AUGGCGCGGGAGGCCAACGCGGAGCUGGCGCGCUCCGUGGCGGAGUGGCGCAGGCAGAGCUUCCGCCACCCGGAAUCGCAGGCCGUGGUGGUGCUGGCGGCGGAGACUGCGCGCAGCCGCGACUGGUCGGCGGAAGAUCACAGUCGCAGCUUCAGCUGUGGCGACCUGGGCGAGUACGGGCCGCCAGACGCCAGCCAUGGCGGCUGCAGCGGCCGUUUUGACCCAAACGGCCGCGAAAAUAGCUCGGACAGAGAUGGCGCUCCGCCGCGGAAGAGCGAACAGGCGUCAUGUUCUCCUUCAGGUGCCUCAGGUGUCCCGCCAGGUGCCUCAGCAGGUGUCCUAGCAGGUGGCUCAGCAGGUGCACCACGAGGUGCUCCUGCACGUUCCUCCUCGUCUGGUGCCUCGUGCAAGCCUGGGCAUCGCCGUGGGGUGAGCGUGAAUGCGCUUCCUGAGCUCUGCCCCUAUCCCCCUGUCGAUUGGCGCUGGGUACCCUCUCCUGAACCUGCUGCCGCCUCACACUGCGCUGCUGCCGCCGCCUCACACUGUUCUGCUGCUGCCGCCACACGAUGCCCUGCUGCUGCCACACGCUACCCUGCUGCCCCCAGUAGCUUCUGCACUGCCCCUCCCAGCGGCGCCACCUCCCCGGCAAUCUCCCCCCUCUCGCCUUCCUCUCGUUUCCUCUCCUUCACAACUGCUCUCCAGAUUUUUCGCCUUGUCUCCCGACAGCAACCACGCACACCGGCCGCAGCAGCAGGGGCAGCAGCAAGGGGAGAAGGGGCUGUGCAAGCCUUAACCAGUGUUGUCCACAAGAUUGGGGAAGCUGGGAGGGGAGCUGGAGGGCAGGAGGCAGGUGCCGUGGGGAAGAAGCAAAGGAACGGGUCGUUGCAUGGAGCAAGGGCUCGGUGGUUGCCGCCUGUCUCCGCUGCCCUUCAUAGAUGCUUUUCCUAA
Molecule: messenger RNA, 948 nt
Organism: Closterium sp. NIES-65
Lineage: Eukaryota; Viridiplantae; Streptophyta; Zygnematophyceae; Desmidiales; Closteriaceae
Source: the annotation of a GenBank genome assembly